AUGGAAUACGAGUUGGAUGCUAUUACAACUGAUGUUCUAAAUUCGAUAAAUUGCUCAGGUUUUCCCAACCAUCAGUUGAAACUCAAAAUUGGUGUACCUGUGAUACUUCUAAGGAAUAUAGACCAAAGCAAUGGACUUUGCAAUGGUACUCGAUUACAGGUUCGUAGACUUGGAAAUCAUGUAAUUGAAUGCAACAUCUUGACGGGAGACAAGUGUGGUGAAGUAGUUCUCAUUCCACGCAUGAAUAUGGCUCCGAAUAAUGAAACUCUACCUUUCAGGUUUCAACGUAGACAAUUUUCUUUGGUAGUCUCUUUUGCAAUGACCAUAAAUAAAUCUCAAGGUCAAACUUUGAGCAAAGUUGGUUUAUACUUACCUAGACCUGUUUUUACACACGGACAAUUAUAUGUUGCGUUGUCUAGGGUGAAGUCUAGAGAGGGUUUGAGAGUUUUGAUAAAGAAUAAUGGAUUACUAAGUGAUGAUUCUACCUUAAAUGUUGUGUAUAGGGAAGUUUUUCAGAAUCUCUAA
Arachis stenosperma is the source of this 525-nucleotide messenger RNA. RefSeq lists its product as uncharacterized. The transcript has a single exon. NCBI's taxonomy places the organism in Eukaryota, Viridiplantae, Streptophyta, Magnoliopsida, Fabales, Fabaceae. Bases 1 to 525 code for a protein of 174 amino acids. The record is from RefSeq and is a predicted model, not a curated record.